Aspergillus campestris IBT 28561 is the source of this 690-nucleotide messenger RNA. Its product is annotated as putative acetyl xylan esterase (Axe1). NCBI's taxonomy places the organism in Eukaryota, Fungi, Ascomycota, Eurotiomycetes, Eurotiales, Aspergillaceae. The record is from RefSeq and is a predicted model, not a curated record. The transcript is spliced from 3 exons. Bases 1 to 690 code for a protein of 229 amino acids. Gene Ontology annotation, molecular function: hydrolase activity.
AUGCUAUCUAAGUUGACGGUUCUCUUGCUCGCCAGUGGCGCUAUUGCUACUUCUGAGACUGCAAAGCACCAGUGGGGUUGUCCUAGAAUCCAUAUCUUUGGGGCACGCCACACAGGUGCAACAGAUGAUUAUGGCGGCGCAAAGGAGGUUGUGGAAUUGAUCCUAGCGUCUAACCCUGGAGCGACGGCCGAACCCAUUCAUUACCCUGCUAUGGGAGCGACUAAGGAUGAAUUCGCGUGGUCUGCCCAGCUGGGUGUUCAAGCUGUCACUAGUCAGGUUACUGAAUUUGUGGAGGCAUGUCCUGAUACUCAAAUUGUCCUGGUUGGGUAUUCCCAGGGCGCAGAAAUUAUGGAUGACGCCCUGUGUGGUGGCCCUGAUCCCACAGUGAACAUCAGUAGCACCGAACCUACGAUAUCUAGUAUAGUUGGGUUGCAUGUCAAGGCUAUGAUCUGGAUGGGCAAUCCCCGUUAUACAAUUGGUGCGCCUUUCAACCGAGGAACAGCCACCGCAUCCGGGACCCGGUCUCGAUCUAGAAACCUAUCCUGCGCCCCAUAUACAGAUAUGAUCCAGUCAUACUGUGAUAAGGGAGACAAGUUCUGUACCGACGGCGACUCCGUGGCGAUACAUGCGAGCUAUGCUGCUAAGUACAAACAAGAUGCCGUGGACUUUGUUGACUUGCAGCUUUCUUAA